AUGUCGGGGAAGAGGAUGGUGUCAUCGGUACGAUCACUCUGGCUCCGCCCUGGAGAGCCGAAAUUUCACAAAAGGAUCCAACAAUCAAACCAACCGGCAAAGCCAGAACAAGGCGGACAGAACUCCCCCCCUGAGACCCCGCCCAACCUGAGACACCCCACCCCCGAGGAGUCCUGGUCAGACAGGAAGAGCUCCAGAAUGGAGGUCUGCCGUCCUUCACUCCCACCUUCUUGGAUGAAAUCCCCCCUGAAGACGAUUGUCUGAGCCCUGAUCUCUCACCACCCCACCCCCACCCCACCACCAGUUCAAGUGAAGACCCCAAUACACAUCCUGGACCCCUCCCCCCCUCCUCUUCCCCUGAACUCGCUAACCUUAGAGUUGGAGAAGCUGGAAUUGGCCUUUCCUACGUCUCAGCAGAAAGUGGUGACACCCCCCAGCGCCCGGUCCGGUGAAGUCCUUACCAACCACAACCCAGCUGAGGCGAGAAGAGCCGGUGCCAGGGAAGCAGAACGGGUACAGUGGAAGGCCGGAGAGCUCAGAGACCUGUGCGUUCUGCCACAAGGCCAUCCUCCCCACCGCCGCCGCCAUCGAGGCCAUGAAGAAGCAAUACCACGCCAGCUGCUUCACCUGCCGCAAGUGUCACCGCCUCCUCGCCGGGCAACUGUACUACCAGAAGGACGGGCAGCCCCUCUGUGAGCACUGCUACAAGGACACGCUGGAGAAAUGUGCCAAUUGCCAGACUCUGAUCAUGCAGCACAUAGUGCGCGCCAUGGGGAACAGCUACCACCCAGAGUGCUUCAGGUGUGUGGUGUGUCACCGGAUGAUCGCCGACGAGAGCUUCGCUGUGGACGAAUAUAACGACGUUCAUUGUGCGGAGGAUUAUUACAGGAAGUACGCCCCGAUCUGCAGUGUGUGUGAGCAGCCGAUCGUCCCCAGGAACGGGCAGGACUCCUAUAAGAUCGAAUGUAUUGGGCGGAGCUUCCACGAGAAUUGUUAUCGCUGCGAGAAAUGUCGGGUGCUCCUGUCCCUGGAGCCCACGGAGAGCGGCUGCUACCCCCUGAGUGGCCACGUCCUCUGCAAGUCGUGUCACCUAUCAUGGAAGGACGAGCUGUCCUAG
This is a messenger RNA of Staurois parvus, 1117 nucleotides long. Lineage: Eukaryota; Metazoa; Chordata; Amphibia; Anura; Ranidae. The record is from the annotation of a GenBank genome assembly.